Molecule: messenger RNA, 1560 nt
Organism: Aspergillus tanneri
Lineage: Eukaryota; Fungi; Ascomycota; Eurotiomycetes; Eurotiales; Aspergillaceae
Product: 2,3-bisphosphoglycerate-independent phosphoglycerate mutase
Exons: 4
Coding region: 1-1560 (519 amino acids)
Biological process (GO): glucose catabolic process
Cellular component (GO): cytoplasm
Molecular function (GO): manganese ion binding
Source: RefSeq, a predicted model, not a curated record
AUGACCAAGGUUGACCAGAAAGUCGCUCUCAUCGUCAUCGAUGGCUGGGGUGUUUCCGGUCCCGACCCCAAGGCUGUAGGAGAUGCCAUCGCUGCCGCCGACACUCCCUUCAUGUCCAGCUUUGCUGAAGCCAAUUCGAAGACUGCUCAAGGCUAUACCAAGUUGGAUGCUUCGUCGUUAGCUGUGGGUCUUCCGGAAGGUCUCAUGGGCAACAGUGAGGUCGGCCACUUGAACAUCGGUGCCGGUCGUGUGGUUUGGCAGGACAGUGUCCGCAUUGACCAGACCCUCAAGAAGGGAGAGAUGAACAAGGUCGACAACGUCAUUGCCUCUUUCAAGCGCGCUAAGGAGGGCAAUGGCCGUCUGCACCUCCUGGGAUUGGUCUCCGAUGGUGGUGUCCACUCCAACAUCACUCAUCUGGUCGGUCUGCUGAAGGUCGCGAAGGAGAUGGAAAUCCCCAACGUCUUCAUCCACUUCUUCGGCGACGGACGUGACACAGAUCCCAAGAGUGCCUCCAAGUACUUGCAGCAGCUUCUCGACCACACUAAGGAAAUUGGAACCGGUGAAAUCGCUACGAUUGUGGGACGCUACUGGGCCAUGGACCGUGAUAAGCGCUGGGACCGCGUUGAAGUUGCCAUGAAGGGCAUUGUCGAGGGCGAAGGCGAAGACAGCUCCGACCCUGUCAAGACCAUUGAAGAUCGUUACGAGAACAAAGAGACCGAUGAGUUCUUGAAGCCGAUCAUCGUUGGUGGCAAGGAACGCCGCGUCCAGGAUGACGACACCCUAUUCUUCUUCAACUACCGGUCCGAUCGUGUCCGUGAAAUCACCCAGCUGCUCGGUGAUUACGACCGCUCCCCGAAGCCCGAUUUCCCCUAUCCAAAGAACACCCACAUCACCACCAUGACCCAGUAUAAGACCGAUUACACAUUCCCUGUUGCCUUCCCUCCUCAGCACAUGGGUAACGUGCUCGCCGAGUGGCUCGGCAAGAAGGAUGUCCAGCAAUGCCACGUCGCGGAAACCGAGAAGUACGCUCAUGUCACUUUCUUCUUCAACGGCGGUGUCGAGAAGCAAUUCCCCGGAGAGGUACGCGACAUGAUCCCCUCCCCAAAGGUUGCAACCUACGACCUGGACCCCAAGAUGAGUGCCGCGGCUGUCGGUCAGAAGAUGGCGGAGCGCAUCGCGGAGGGCAAGUUUGAGUUCGUCAUGAACAACUUCGCUCCCCCGGACAUGGUGGGCCACACUGGCGUCUACGAGGCCGCCGUGCAGGGUGUUGCUGCGACCGACAAGGCCAUUGGCGAGAUCUACGAGGCCUGCAAGAAGCACGGCUACGUCCUUUUCAUCACGGCGGAUCACGGAAAUGCCGAGGAGAUGCUCAACGAGAAGGGCACCCCCAAAACCUCCCAUACCACCAACAAGGUGCCUUUCGUCUUGGCCAACGCCCCCGAGGGCUGGAAGCUCCAGGGCGAUGGUGUGCUCGGAGAUGUCGCCCCUACGGUUCUCGCCGCCAUGGGCAUCGAGCAACCCGAGGAGAUGACCGGCACGAGUCUCUUGGUGAAGGAAUAG